AUGGCGACUGCCGAUGGUACCACUUUCAUACCCCAUUCGCCACGACUUUGAUCGCCUUUCCCGCGUUUUCUUUUACUAUCUUUCUGACAAGAUCAUAUCAAGAUCAAAUAGAUCAAACAGGAUUAACAAGAAAUAAAUGAGAGCGUUGUUGAUAAAUAAAGGUGCGCAAACUGUUUUAAGUCUAACGAAGUUCAAAAAGUUCGAAAAAAUACGAAAUCUUUCAAACAGGUUUCGGUCGCAAACGAAAAGCCGAAGACGUCAUUACUCGUGAAGUUAAAGUUUGUUUUUAUUUCCUGAUUUUUACUACUAAAUCAGUAGAAUCUGAAAAAAACAUUUUUUAAAGAAAAUAGGAAGUAUAUCAUUUUCCCAUUCUAAACAUGAUCCGAUUCAAGUUUUAGACUUAUCAACCAAUAUCCAAAAAAUUAAAGCAAAGAAAUGAGAAUUUGGAAACGGGCCAAGACACUGAGUAAGUCUGACCCAGAACCUUUAAAACUUACUUUGAAAAUCCAGAAAAAAGGAUGAAAUAGCGAAGACGGAGCCAAGGAAGUCUUGUAGAAACGAGCGAAGUACAGAAUACGUACCGGAAUAUGCCGACGACAUUUUUUGCUAUUAUAAAUCCAGAGAAGUUAGCAAUACAAGCUCCUAAGCAACCUGCAAUUGUAAAUCAGAAAAAAUUUCUGGUCAACGACUAUAUCGAAACGAAGAAACAUCCUGCGAUUGGGAAAAGCCGAAGAUCAGUCAGAUUAGUCGAGUUUAUUGCUCAGGUCAUCCGAAAAAUUGUAAUUUUUUUUCAUCAAAAAAUGCUUCAGAUGCACUGCAAACACGAAUUUCUUCCGGAAACGCUGUUUCUCGCCGUCAAAAUUGCCGACCUGUACAUUUCCAAAGCCACUGAAGUGAAAAAAUCGGAGUUGAACGUAUUGGCAACGGCUUCGCUGCUCCUUGCUGCCAAGUUCGAAGUAUGUUUUGGACUUACCUUCUUCUGGUAACUGACAUUAGGAAGUGACUCUCCCACCAAUCGAGAAUUUUUCACACCGCUCAUUGAGCGUCAAAAAGAUAAAAUCCAAAGAACGGGAAAUCCUCAAAACGCUGGAAUUCGACGUUGGCGCCCCCAAUAGCUUCUUCUUUUUGAGACACUUGGCUAAAGUAAGUUUUACAGUAAACUUCUAAACCAUUUACUUUUUUUUUAGAUUUGCAACCUCACGAACUUGCAAUUCUCAAUGGCUGAAUUCGCCCUAGAAAGUUCGCUCUACUGUGAAAGUUUUCUGGAAGUCAAGCCUUCGGAAGUAGCCGCCGCUGCCGUUUGGAUCGCACUUCAAUACUGUCCUACCUCUGAUGUCCGCUGGUAGAAUUGAAAGUUUUCUGCAAUUUUAAUUUUACUUUUUCCAGCAGUUUCUCUGACUCAUCUAUUGGUUUUUCCUUAAGAAAAACGAAAUUGAUGGGAACCGCUCUUUAUGGUUGGAUCUGUAUGACGAUGAAGUCUGAAAGGCGGACAUCUUUGCGAGAAAAAUACGCCUCUCCGUAGGACUUUUUUUUGAUUUUAUUUAUUUUAAUAAUUCCAGAGACAAACACCAAGUUGCAAGAAAACCAUGUUUCCGAAAAAGGCAACGCAAAGCAACAUCUUCUGAUUGA
This is a messenger RNA of Caenorhabditis auriculariae, 1629 nucleotides long. Lineage: Eukaryota; Metazoa; Nematoda; Chromadorea; Rhabditida; Rhabditidae. The record is from the annotation of a GenBank genome assembly.